Messenger RNA from Cladophialophora psammophila CBS 110553, 2115 nucleotides. RefSeq lists its product as uncharacterized. Gene Ontology annotation, cellular component: cytoplasm. The record is from RefSeq and is a predicted model, not a curated record. The coding region runs from base 1 to 2115 and encodes 704 amino acids. Gene Ontology annotation, molecular function: protein binding. The transcript has 2 exons. Lineage: Eukaryota; Fungi; Ascomycota; Eurotiomycetes; Chaetothyriales; Herpotrichiellaceae.
AUGAGCACUGACGAAGUGUCUCGGAUGUUUUUACCUCAGCAGCGCAAGACUGUGCAGAGGAGCAACUCGUCUUCAUCCCUGUCAUCCACCAAUUCUUCUGGCUCAACAGUCACCCUUACACAGAAUGAUAUCUCGUCAGAGCCGGCUCAUGGGCCAAAGAAAAAGGCAAGGGGAGGAUUCUGGCCUGUCUCAAAACCAGAAUCUACAGCCAGCGUCUCCAAUGCUCGAGCAAACGGGUCGCUUCAGACGGCUAUUGGAAACUCCUUGGUCGGUAAGAGCCCGGUACAGCCAGCACUACCGAACCAAAGUCCUACCACUCAGAUCAAUGGGACAAGGAUCGUAAAUGGAGCGGCUCCUGGCGAACCAGCUGCGAUUCUGGCCUUGCUGCCCAUGAAUGGGACAUUCGAAAGGAAACAAAUCAAUCUCCCGUUUUAUCCAGAAGUGCUUCGCAUCGGCCGACAAACGAAUGCGAAGACUGUUCCCACUCCGGUAAACGGAUAUUUUGACUCCAAGGUUCUGUCACGACAACAUGCCGAAGUGUGGGCCGAUCGGAGUGGGAAAGUGUUCAUCAGAGACGUAAAAUCAUCAAACGGCACAUUUGUCAACGGACAGCGACUCUCACCGGAAAAUCGAGAAUCUGAGCCUCAUGAACUCCGCCAACACGACACGCUAGAAUUGGGCAUUGAUAUUGUGAGUGAAGAUCAAAAGACCAUUGUCCACCACAAAGUAUCGGCCAAGGUUGAAUAUGUGGGCCUCCCUGGGUCGACCAACAAUGUUCUCGAUCUUACCUUUGGCGACCUGGAUCCAUCUCACGGCGGAGCUCUAUUGCCAUCACCUGUAAGUUCACCAAUGCUUCACAGUCGAAGCCGACUGGGAGGACCGGCAACGAAUGGACGAGCCUCGACACCUUCAAGCGUUGCCGGCAGCCAGAUGAGUUCAAUUGCGCAACAACGAAUGAACAUGUGGGGCGCCACGCCGUUGAACGUAGAACAACUGGUCAAGACACUCGCUAUGGAGAUGCGGGCAGCAAGACAGCAGGCUGAGGAAUUAGACCAGGCUGGCGCUUUUCUGAACUCAUUGUUGACACCUGGAGCUGAGCCUCACAAGCUUCAGCCUGCGUCCAAAGAAGGGGUUCCUCAGCGACAAUCCAACGGUCGUCCUAAAGCCCCCAAGAUGGAGCAUAUUGCCCGCUUCGCUGACCCUCCAGCACCACCGCCACAACAACCGCUUCCAGAGAAGCCAGACACCUCGAAGCCAAGUCCCGUCGCGACGUCAUUCACCAAUCUCCUGAAGCGCGGCGAAACUGCCAAGCAACCCAACAAUGCCUCGCACUCUCCGACAAAUGCGCAAAACAGUCAAAUGAUGUCUCUAAUCGAGGCACUGUCUAUUGCGAAAAAGGAACUUGACUCCCAGGGAGCGAGAGUAAAGCAAUUAGAAGAUAUGCUCAGGCAGGAACGGUCAGCCAGAGAGGAUGCCGAAGAACGAGCUCGGAAGCUUGAACAACAUGCGGCAUCCCGACCAAUCUUAGCGGUUGAAGAGGAAUCAGAGACACCGAUAAACCCCACUAAUGACACAGAGCCUGUCCAAGAAGAGGCAGGACAUGGCGCGGACGGCGAGCUCGAUGCAAGAACGAAGAAUCUUCAGCAGAAUCUAGACCAAGUUCUUGGAGAGAUGCAGAGGCUAAAAGCGGACGUGGACCAAUUUCAGAGACGGGCAGAGACAGCCGAAGCUGACGCCGCCAGCGCUCGAAAAAGCCUCGCCGAGAUGAUCGACAAGAUUCGAGAAGAGAACGAGCAGGCAGAGUCCACAGCUAGGAAAUCUCACGAACGACGGUCACGUUUCCAGUCUGAUGAAUGCGCUGAGGUGGCUGAGGCGGACGAGGAGGAGCCAGGGUCGAAAUCUAUGGUUAAGUCAGUAGCACAAGCGAACGGCCAUAUUCGCACACCGAGGCUGCCUGAGCAUCUUGAACGGGCCGUUGCCACAGUGCUACGCGACAAAAGCGGCAAUCCAGAUGCCAUUGCUCAGUCAGCACCGUAUGUGUCUAUGCUGGGAGUGGUCCUCAUCGGAGUCGGAUUAAUGGCCUAUCUCAAUUCCUGGCAGAAGUCAGAGAGAUGA